Papilio polytes (common Mormon) is the source of this 1230-nucleotide messenger RNA. Its product is annotated as protein TEX261. The coding region runs from base 107 to 709 and encodes 200 amino acids. Gene Ontology annotation, biological process: endoplasmic reticulum to Golgi vesicle-mediated transport. Gene Ontology annotation, molecular function: COPII receptor activity. The transcript is spliced from 5 exons. The record is from RefSeq and is a predicted model, not a curated record. Gene Ontology annotation, cellular component: endoplasmic reticulum membrane; COPII-coated ER to Golgi transport vesicle; Golgi membrane. NCBI's taxonomy places the organism in Eukaryota, Metazoa, Arthropoda, Insecta, Lepidoptera, Papilionidae.
CCUUAUUUGUUGACAGCAAGAGCAAGAUGACAUGACAAUGACAACGCGUCUAACCUCAAAAUAUUAAUAAAAUAAUAACAUUAGGGAAUAAAAUAAAUAAAUAAGGAUGUUGCUUCUAUAUUUAUUAGGCGUCUUGUCAUAUAUAGUACAAGCGAUAUUUAUAACUUUGGCUGUUGCGGCUGGACUUUAUUAUUUAGCUGAAUUAAUAGAGGAAUAUUCAGUGACAGCAAAAUACGUGAUAUCUUGGUUAAUUUUUGGUACAGCGGCUAUUCAUAUUGGUUUAAUGAUAUUCGAAGAUUUACCUCUGUAUUUAAAUAUCCUGGGUUUGCUGCAGCAAUUUAUUCAUUGGAUGAUGAUACGAGAUUUCCCUGUGAUCAAAAUGACGAGUGUCAGUUUAUUAGCUUCUGUGGUUAAUUUGAUUUUACACCAUUACUUGGCGUUUAAGUUUUUUGGCACUGCAUAUAUUGCUUUCUCAGAGGUGUUAGGAUAUUUCACAAUAUGUUUGUGGCUGGUUCCACUGACAUUGUUUGUGUCUCUGACUGCCAAUGAUUAUGUACUACCAACACGAGGAGAGAAGCAACCAUUACUAGGUGAUAACAAUGUUGUGACAGAUUAUCUGUCGCGUAAAGCGAACACAUACAGUCUGCUGUCAUUUUUCAGUUACGCGAAAGAUUCAAUACUUCCGCAAAGAAGUAAAAAGGCAUUUUGAAAUUAGUUCAAUUGUGUUUAUAAAAGUUUACAUUUUCUGUGCCACUGACUCGCUUUACGAGUUUACGUAAAACGGCACUGGACGUGUUGAAUGUCAAAUUUGACAUUGACAGAUGACAUUUCGAAGUGAAGCUGUCAAAUAAAAGGCAAAGGUUAAUAUCAUACAGCCAAAGUUUACAUAACAUUAUUAUAUUGUUUAAAUGGGUAUUUAAUUAGUUUUUUUUAGGCGAUUUAGAUUUUGUAGAUUUUUCAAUUUAGAAUGGCUAGAAAUUUAAAUAGUCUGAGCUAUAGUUUGCAAUAAUCCCGUUUUAAAAAAAAAUUGGACAAUAUGAAAUUUCAUAGACUGUAUAUUAACUUUAACAAGUCUUUGUUUUUUCUAUGAAAAGAGAAUUAAGAUAUGUUUACAUAAUUGGCACUCGGAAAUAUGACUUUAGUUUCUACACUUCCUUGCCUCGUAGGUUUUUAAAUACUCUUAUUUAUUUAUGUAACAUAAAAUAGAUUGUUUUGUAAGAAUUUAAGAAA